CGGUGCGUGGAAGCAGUGGACCAACGAAUCAACAGCUUGAUGACUGCUGGAAGAAACCAUCUUAAACCACCAAUUAAUCUCCAUCAUUUUCAUCAAGAAUUAUCCAUGCAAAACCGCGUUCAGUGACUUCUCUGUGCAUGUCAUUGAUUACAGCCAAAUUCCUUACAAUAUCUGUCCAACUGGCCACAGCUGAAAUGCACCUUCCUUCCUUCCAAGGCACAUCUCAUCCACUGCCACAACUUCUCCUAUAAAUACCCACCAAAUCAUGCGCCAUCUCCUCACUUCAAAACAACUAAUUUUCUUGCAAAAAAACAAAAAAACUCUCUAAAUUUCUCUCAAUGGCUUCUUUUCUUGCUUCUUCAAGGGUUCCAAUGUCGGUGGUAUUGGUCUUGUUUACACUUGCUUCUUUGAUGGGGUCAUCUCUUGGUAACUUCUACCAAGACUUCGAUAUUAUGUGGGGAGAUUGGCGUGCUAUGAUACUCAACGAUGGUGAGCUUCUCAAUCUCAAUCUUGACCAAGCUUCUGGCUCAGGAUUCCAAUCCAAGAAUGAGUAUUUGUUCGGAAAGAUUGAUAUGCAACUCAAGCUUGUCCCUGGCAACUCUGCUGGCACUGUAACUGCCUACUACUUACAAUCAAAAGGGUCGGCCUGGGAUGAGAUAGACUUUGAGUUCUUGGGGAACUUGAGUGGAGAUCCUUACAUUCUUCAUACUAAUGUGUAUAGCCAAGGCAAAGGCGACAAGGAGCAACAAUUUUAUCUCUGGUUUGAUCCAACUGCUGAUUUCCACACCUAUUCCAUCCUUUGGAACCCACAAAGAAUCAUCUUCUUUGUAGAUGGCACCCCUAUUAGGGAGUUCAAGAACAUGGAAUCGAUUGGUGUUCCAUUUCCAAAGUAUCAACCAAUGAGACUCUACUCUACUUUAUGGAAUGCAGAUAACUGGGCUACAAGAGGUGGUCUCGUCAAGACUGAUUGGUCACAAGCUCCUUUCACUGCCUCCUACACGCACUUCAAUGCUAAUAAUGCUUGUGUUUGGUUCAACGGUGCAUCUUCUUGUGAUUCAAAUAAUUUCUCCCCUCCUUCUUGGCUUUCAGAGGAUCUUGAUUCAGCAAAUCUUGAUAAGCUUCAAUGGGUCCAAACGAACAACAUGAUAUAUAAUUAUUGCGCAGAUGCCAAGAGGUUUCCCCAGGGAUUUCCUCCAGAAUGCAACAUGUCUUAGAGGGAGAAGUAGACACAGUCACCCAGCAAUGCAUGGUUUAUAUUAAUUAUUAAUUUCUUUCAUUGUUUUUGGUUUCCCCAGGGAUUUCCUCCAGAAUGCAACAUGUCUUAGAGGGAGAAGUAGACACAGUCACCCAGCAAUGCAUGGUUUAUAUUAAUAAUUAAUUUCUUUCAUUGUUUUUACUCAUGCAAAUUACAGAUUAAUUAAUAAAUGUAUGUAUGAUUUUUUUUUU
Messenger RNA from Populus trichocarpa (black cottonwood), 1446 nucleotides. RefSeq names its product probable xyloglucan endotransglucosylase/hydrolase protein 23. The coding region runs from base 339 to 1214 and encodes 291 amino acids. The record is from RefSeq and is a predicted model, not a curated record. Gene Ontology annotation, molecular function: xyloglucan:xyloglucosyl transferase activity; hydrolase activity, hydrolyzing O-glycosyl compounds. The transcript is spliced from 3 exons. Lineage: Eukaryota; Viridiplantae; Streptophyta; Magnoliopsida; Malpighiales; Salicaceae. Gene Ontology annotation, cellular component: apoplast; cell wall. Gene Ontology annotation, biological process: xyloglucan metabolic process; cell wall biogenesis.